Molecule: messenger RNA, 499 nt
Organism: Loa loa (African eye worm)
Lineage: Eukaryota; Metazoa; Nematoda; Chromadorea; Rhabditida; Onchocercidae
Exons: 4
Source: RefSeq, a predicted model, not a curated record
AUGCAAAUUUUAGCAAAGAAUUUUGUGUUAACAAUUAGGAUCAUUAGCCAUAAAUUCGGCCACCAACAUAUACAUAUACAGACACUUGAAGAGUUUGAUUUACAACACCAAUUUGGUGAACUUGAUAGAUUUCCUUCGACGUUUGACCUUUGCCAUAUGGUCACAUUAUCAAUGCGCCAAUUACUAGCACCGAAUGGAACAUUUGGUCAUCAUGUUGUUUCAUAUUAUCUUACUACAUGUCCCGUCAAAACUACUAUUACUGGAAAAUUCCUGCAUCCGGUUGUUCUUCAUGUCCGAUCAGCGAAUAGUGGCAGCAACUGUAGUGGUAGUAGUUGCAGUAGCAGUAGUAGUAGUAGUAGUAGUAGUAGUAGUAGUAGUAGUAGUAGUAGUAGUAGUAGUAGUAGUAGUAGUAGUAGUAGUAGUAGUAGUAGUAGUAGUAGUAGUAGUAGUAGUAGUAGACGUAGUAGUAGUAGUAGUAGUAGUAGUAGUAGUAGUAGUA